AUGAGGUCUCCGAUACCAUUACCAGAGAUGUUUGACGAGGAUGCGCUUUCUUUUUCGUUCAAACAGCCCCGGGGAAAAAAUGACGCUCCUCAUAUGCGACGGCCCCCAAAACUGCUGCCGCCUUGUAAUCGAAGUAUUAACGCGUCCAUGGCCAGUGUAAUAUCGUUCAGGCUGGACGAAAGCCGAUCCGAGUUGAGUACGCUGUACGAUCGACGCAAACCGGAUUCGUACUACGAGCAAUGCUUCGAACAGCUGACGAAAGUGGGCGAGGGUUCGUUCGGUGAAGUCUUCAAGGUGCGCAGUCGCAUCGACGGACGACUGUACGCGGUCAAGAAAUCGAAAACAUUCUUUCGCAGCUCCCAUAGUAGACAGGUCUGCUUUGAAGAGGUCCGACGGUACGAGCAAUUCUCCGAUCACGAGAACUGCGUGAAGUUGUACCAAGCGUGGGAGCAAGAUGAUCGGUUGUACAUGCAGAUGGAGCUGUGCCGCGAGAACCUGGAGGUGUACGCUCGCGAGCACCAGCAAUUGCAGGAUGAAAAGAUAUGGUCGAUCCUGUUGGACUUAUUGCUCGCCCUAAAAAGCUUGCACGAUCGCGAUCUCAUCCAUCUGGAUAUAAAGCUGGACAACAUACUUGUAACCGACGAUGGCACCUGCAAGCUGGCCGACUUUGGCAUUGUGUUUGAUCUGACCAAGGGGAACACACGGUACGCGAUGGAGGGCGAUUCGCGCUAUAUGGCACCGGAGCUGAUGGAGGGUCAGUACACGAAGGCAGCGGAUAUUUUCAGCCUGGGUAUAGCGACGCUCGAGCUGGCAUGCAAUUUAGAACUGCCGGCAAACGGGCACAUUUGGCAAAGGCUGCGUAGUACACAGCCGUUGCCGGAGAUUCUAUCCCGAAAGAUUUCACCGACGCUGAGGACAAUCAUUCAGAGCAUGAUAAACCCAAAGCCAACCGAAAGGCCCACUGUUGAUAAGUUGCUGCAGCAUCCAAUCAUCCGGAAGCAUCGAGAAGUUCGGUGCCGCCGGCGCAUUGUACUAAAAGCCAAAACAUACGUGUAUCGAAAGGUGUCCAGUCUGACGAAUUUUUGUGUGCGGGUGGUCAUGUGGUUGGUGGCAUGCUUUCGAAUGCAGCACCGGAAGCCAUCUGCAUCGAACGACUCCCGUAACGGUUCGCAAAGGUUCCUUCGACGGAAGCCAACGAACGGUUACCGGAAAUCGAGCCUUAUAUCCGCCGGCUGCUGCUCACGGAGCGGGGUCACUUUGGGCACGUCUCGUUCAUUCCAAGAUCAAUCUUCCGAUUUGGGAGCAAACGAUGAUGACGACCUAGGAGUCGCGUUGGAUAGUAGCGGGUGCACGAACUUUGGUGAAGAAACCGAUCCCGAUUGUACGUCCGCGGGAGAGUCACCACGGAUGGGCAUGUACAAGGAUAGCCUACAGAUUACUCCGACGUUCAACAACUGGAUGCCUCCGAUCCGCACACCGACGAUACGGAUCGUCAAUUCAACUCCCCUCAAUCAUGAUCAUCAGCACCAUUUGCAUUACCAUCAGCUCCAGCGAAGCAAUAAUGCCGGCUCACGGCAUUCAAGCCGUAUUUUAUGUUCGCCCUUCCGUCAUUUAUGGUUCGAGGAAGAUACUAACGAUCUAUCUUUAGGGAACGACACAAGUAGAAGACGAAAUGUUGCCACAACCAACACUAGCUCACCCGUGGUGCGUUCUAACGACAGUGAUAACGAUAUCCACCCACUGAACUCGUCCUCGCACGAUCUGGAAGCUACCGUAGGCGGAGAGGAAGCAUAUGCAGUUCUGCCGACGCUAUCCGCCAACUGUGACCAGUCCAUCACUAGCACACCAAAUUGUUCCUUAAACAAAUCGAUGCAUAGCGGCACCUCCGCUAUGACCUCGUCGUCCGGCUGUGACUCCCCAGUGUCCAUUGGGAUUUCUACGUGUAUGAUCAAGAAAAAGCUACGCUUCAAUGUGGAAGAUGAAUCCGAAUAA
Messenger RNA from Anopheles nili, 1992 nucleotides. Its product is annotated as membrane-associated tyrosine- and threonine-specific cdc2-inhibitory kinase. The record is from RefSeq and is a predicted model, not a curated record. The transcript is spliced from 3 exons. The coding region runs from base 1 to 1992 and encodes 663 amino acids. NCBI's taxonomy places the organism in Eukaryota, Metazoa, Arthropoda, Insecta, Diptera, Culicidae. Gene Ontology annotation, molecular function: ATP binding; protein kinase activity. Gene Ontology annotation, biological process: protein phosphorylation.